AUGCCGCGAGAAGAGCCUCUUCUGGCUCCACGCCAAUCAUCAGAACAGUCAUCCAUUCGAAAUGCUGAGGAGGAAGACGCCUUGUUGACUGGCGAGCGGACUCACCGCGGUGGAAGUCGUCGUGGAUGGGGCUUCUGGAGAGAGGUCGGCCUCUUUUCCUGGGCUCUAAUAGCCACCGUUGCUGUUAUUAUCCUUGCAAUCGUCUAUCAGCGAGAGUCAAGCUGGAUACAGAGUCACAAGAAAGAAACAUGGGGUCCAGGAGGAAAACCAACCGGCAAACGCAACCUUAUCUUCAUGGUCUCGGACGGGAUGGGCCCAACUAGUCUUACCAUGACUCGAAGCUUCAAACAGCUUACGCAAGGGCUUCCAGCUGACGAGGUCCUCGUGUUGGACAGGCACAUUCUUGGUACUUCACGGACAAGGUCCAGCUCGAGUCUGGUCACCGACUCAGCAGCCGGAGCGACGGCAUUCUCGUGCGGGUUCAAAAGUUACAACGGCGCCAUCUCUGUGCUUCCCGACCACUCACCUUGUGGAACAGUACUUGAGGCCGCAUCUUUGGCUGGUUACAAGACUGGGUUGGUGGUGACUACCCGCAUCACCGACGCUACACCAGCUUGCUUCGCGUCGCACGCAAACCUUCGACAGUAUGAAGACCAGAUAGCAGAGCAAGAAAUUGGUGAACACCCACUGGGCCGUGUGGUAGACCUCAUAAUGGGUGGUGGACGGUGCCAUUUUCUGCCCAAUACAACGGACGGUAGCUGCCGCGGAGAUGAUCGUGAUCUGGUGGCAGUCGCCAAGGAGAAGGGGUUCUCUUACAUUGACGACCGGAAAGGUUUUGACAGCCUCAAUGGUGGGACGGAAGCAAAGCUACCGCUGCUGGGACUCUUUGCUGAGAAGGACAUCCCUUACGAACUCGAUCGCCGCACUCAGAAUGAUGUGUAUCCCUCUUUGGAGGAGAUGGCUCGGACCGCGUUGAAGAUCCUUAGCCAUGCUACAGAGGACAGCGAUCAAGGAUUUUUCCUCAUGAUUGAGGGGUCCCGCAUCGACCACGCAGGCCAUGGUAACGACCCAGCCGCGCAAGUCAACGAAGUGCUCGCCUACGAUAAGGCCUUUGCUGCGGUCCUCGAGUUCCUCAACGACGAUUCCACCCCAGGGGUCCUGGUUGCAACAUCCGACCACGAAACUGGAGGACUCGCUGUAGCUCGACAACUACAUGACACUUACCCCGAAUACCUCUGGCUCCCUGGCGUUCUGGCCAACGUCAGUCACUCCUCGGAAUAUGCCGCUCAAAAGCUUCAAGACUACCGCCGCCAGAAGACCGACAAGCCCUCUCAGGAGGCCUACACGCGGGACCUCCUCAAGAAAUCUUUAGGCAUCGAAGACGCCUCACAGCAAGAAAUAGACGCCCUACUUGAUCCCAACAACCCAAUCAUCCCUAGCUAUGUCUUCGCCGACAUGGUUAGUCGCCGAGCCCAAAUCGGCUGGUCCACACACGGUCAUUCUGGUGUCGACGUAAAUAUCUACGCUUCCUCGUCAAGAGACGCCUGGCCGCUACAAGGUAACCACGAAAAUACCGAAAUCGGCGCCUUCCUAGCCGACUACCUCGACCUCGACGUUAGCGCCGUCACAAAACGCCUCCAGAACUCUGAGUUCUGGACCGCCGCUGAAAGCAUAAGCGUAAGCGAGAGCUUCAACUGGCUGGGCAACCCGCUCGGCGACGACGUCCGCACCGACGGACUCGAUACGUAUCAUGGGGACUUUAAGCGGAAGCGCGGAUUCAGCGGUGACGCUGAUGAGUGCGGGUGUGGUGGUGUUCAUUAGUCUGCAUUCGGGUUUUGAUAGACCUAAAGACAAGUCGGUAUUGAGUUGUUAUUGUUUUGAUUUCUCUUUUUUCUGGGGUUUUGAUUAGGUUAUAAUGUAUGGUGUUAUUUAUGCAAUCGUUAGUGCUUCUUACGGGUAUUAAAGGACAGGUUACGAUUUGCGAUUGAUUGUUUGGGUUUCAGCUCCGAGAUAUACUGCGUAUUACAGUCAGUCAUAGUCUUAGCUAUUCAGGGCGAUGACUUAUGU
This is a messenger RNA of Aspergillus nidulans FGSC A4, 2067 nucleotides long. Its product is annotated as alkaline phosphatase. The transcript is spliced from 2 exons. Bases 1 to 1821 code for a protein of 606 amino acids. Gene Ontology annotation, biological process: nicotinamide nucleotide metabolic process. NCBI's taxonomy places the organism in Eukaryota, Fungi, Ascomycota, Eurotiomycetes, Eurotiales, Aspergillaceae. Gene Ontology annotation, molecular function: phosphatase activity; alkaline phosphatase activity; fructose-2,6-bisphosphate 6-phosphatase activity. Gene Ontology annotation, cellular component: fungal-type vacuole membrane; fungal-type vacuole; membrane. The record is from RefSeq and is a predicted model, not a curated record.